AUGACCGCGGUGGUGAAUCCAGUAGAGCUGUCAAUUCUUGUACUUUUGGCCGGCCACAUCGUCAUUGGUAUCGCACCGACACGCGGGAUCCACUGCGGCUGCCAAUCAAAUCCGCCGAUGGGGCUUCCCGGGGAUUUCCACACAUUUCAGGAUGCUGAUUGGUGGGUUGUUGCGGCCUCGGGAAACCCUCAGGGGGCAUCCCAGUCGAUGCUUCAUUGCUUCAAGGUUGGGUAUUCUUGCUGCUUCGCUUGGAUUACACUUGCGAUGCCCCCAUGGGUUAUCCUUGAUUAUAUCCCCCUUGACUGGCUCUCUACUCCUACUCCUUUCCUGUCACGAUCACCUCAUCCCUGA
Messenger RNA from Aspergillus niger, 351 nucleotides. RefSeq lists its product as uncharacterized. Lineage: Eukaryota; Fungi; Ascomycota; Eurotiomycetes; Eurotiales; Aspergillaceae. Bases 1 to 351 code for a protein of 116 amino acids. The transcript is spliced from 2 exons. The record is from RefSeq and is a predicted model, not a curated record.